AUGACCAUCUCAUACACUUUGGAGGUGGCAAAUGCCAGGUUUGCCGGAUUCUCCAAGCUGCUUUUCAGAUGGAAGGGAAGCAUAUACAAGUUACUCUACAAAGAAUUUUUAGUCUUCUGUGGACUCUACAGCUUUUUCAGUGUCAUUUACAGGUGUGCCCUGAGUCCAAAACAAAGAACAUUGUUUGAACAAACAGCCAUAUAUUGUGACAAGUUUGCAAAUCUCAUCCCCAUGUCUUUUGUACUUGGAUUCUAUGUCACCCUCGCAUUUAAUCGUUGGUGGGGUCAGUACACCAGUUUCCCACUUCCAGACAACUUGAUGAUGGUUGUAUCUGGAAAUGUGCAUGGGGCAGAUGAGAGAGGACGGCUACUGAGACGCACUUUGAUGAGAUACGCCAACCUGUCCUCAGUCCUCAUCCUCCGCUCUAUCAGCACGCGCGUACGUAAACGAUUCCCAACGCUCGAGCACAUAGUGGAGGCAGGAUUUAUGACCAAAGAGGAGAUGGAACUCCUGGAUCAUUUGUAUUCUGAUUUCAACAAGUACUGGAUGCCGCUAACCUGGUUCUCAAACUUGGCCUCACAAGCUCGGGAGGAGGGACGAGUGAAGGAUGACAUAGCCCUGAGGCUGCUUAUGGACGAGCUGAACAACUACAGAGCCAAGUGCAGCAUGUUAUUCCACUAUGACUGGAUCAGCAUUCCACUUGUUUACACUCAGGUGGUCACAUUGGCUGUGUACUCCUUCUUUACGUUCUGUCUGAUUGGACGACAGUUUCUGGAUCCGACUAAAGGUCAUAAGGAUCACACUGUAGAUCUGUAUGUCCCCAUUUUCACCCUGCUCCAGUUUUUCUUCUAUGCUGGAUGGCUUAAGGUAGGGGAAUUAAUUAUAAAUCCAUUUGGAGAGGAUGAUGAUGACUUUGAAACCAACCAGCUCAUUGAUCGGAACAUACAGGUCUCCAUGCUGGCAGUGGACGAUAUGCAUCAGAACCUUCCCACCAUAGAGAAGGACAAGUAUUGGGUGGAAAAGAGUUUCAUUUUACCUUAUACCACAGCCACUAUGGAUGAGACUCUAAAGCCUGCCUACAUGGGUUCCACUUAUGACAUGAGGCUCAUUGGAGAUGGGACAGAGGACACAAGUUCAGGUACACAGGGUCUGGGUCGCUACCUGCCUGUUAGCGUUUGGCCACCUGCAAAACGCGUCAAACAAAAACCCAAGGGCAGGGUCGUGCGAUUACUGAGUCGCUCUAAACGACGUUCAAAAUCUAAGUGUGUGCAGUCUGAGGUCAUGAAAGAAAAAAUCCCAGAGGAAAAGAUUUUGAACAUCUCCAAGCCACAGCUUGAGAAGAAGGAUGAAGAGCUCUCCCAGGAGAAACCUGAGAUCACCGUGACUGUGGACCACGUGGAUGAGGAUGAGCAGUCACUCGUGGAAUAA
Messenger RNA from Chanos chanos (milkfish), 1428 nucleotides. RefSeq names its product bestrophin 4 (gene best4). The transcript has 9 exons. The coding region runs from base 1 to 1428 and encodes 475 amino acids. Gene Ontology annotation, molecular function: chloride channel activity. The record is from RefSeq and is a predicted model, not a curated record. Lineage: Eukaryota; Metazoa; Chordata; Actinopteri; Gonorynchiformes; Chanidae.